Moesziomyces antarcticus is the source of this 1902-nucleotide messenger RNA. Its product is annotated as aspartate kinase. Gene Ontology annotation, biological process: amino acid biosynthetic process. Bases 1 to 1902 code for a protein of 633 amino acids. NCBI's taxonomy places the organism in Eukaryota, Fungi, Basidiomycota, Ustilaginomycetes, Ustilaginales, Ustilaginaceae. The transcript has a single exon. The record is from RefSeq and is a predicted model, not a curated record. Gene Ontology annotation, molecular function: aspartate kinase activity.
AUGCCGCCUACCACGCAUCUCCGCGGGCCACCCGAUGAUCCCUCCACCGAGUGGAUCAUCCAAAAGUACGGCGGCACCAGCGUCGGCAAAUUCCUCGAUACCAUCGCACAGCAAAUCGUGCCCUCCUAUCUGGCAGGCAACAAGGUAGCCAUCGUCUGCUCGGCGCGCUCCGGUCAGACCAAGGCGCUCGGCACCACAAACCUCCUCCUUCAGGCCGCCGGCGAGGCGCUAGACGAGGCACAUACCCCCUCUGCAUCCCUCACCAACUCGGUCGCCUCGCUCGCCUCCAACGCCAACGGCGCACAGACUCCCGUUCAUCGCCCAGGUUCCGCCUUUUCGCGCAAGUCCAGCUCCAGAGGAACCCCACUCGGCCGCGUCGAAGCCCUCAGCAGCAACGUUCUCGACUCCAAGCUCGAACAGCUCAAGCUCAACGGCAAGGCCGCGCACCCAACCAACGACGCCGGCUCCGACUCGGACGGCGAGACCGCCUCUGGCUUCAACGCCACCGUCGACCGCAUCCUCUCCGACCACAUCGCCUCUGCGCGCAAGGCAGUCACCAGGAAUAAGCAGCUGCUCGAACAGAUCGAGGCCGACAUCGUCGACGAUUGCGAGCGUCUGCGCGACUUUCUCCUCGCCGCAAAGAUCAUCGAGGAGAUCUCGCCCAAGUCCAAGGACAUCAUCAUCGGCGUCGGAGAGCGCCUAUCGUGCCGCAUCGCCGUCGGCGCCCUGCGCGAUGCCGGCGUAGAGGCAGAGCUGGUGACGCUCGAGAGCAUCGUCGACCCCUCCUUCUCCGCACACGCUAUCCAGGACGUCGGCGGCGAAUUCACGCUCGACCAGGCCUUCUAUGACCAGCUCAGCGACGCGCUCGGCGACCGCUUGCGAGCAUGCACGGGCGUGCCCGUCGUCACCGGCUACUUUGGCAACGUCCCCGGCUCGCUCCUCUCCCAGAUCGGCCGCGGCUACACCGACCUGUGCGCCGCUCUCUGUGCCGUUGGCGUCAAGGCCAAGGAGCUCCAGAUCUGGAAGGAGGUCGAUGGCGUCUUCACCGCCGACCCGCGCAAGGUGCCCACCGCCCGCCUCAUCCCCGCCAUCACCCCCGAGGAAGCCGCAGAGCUCACCUACUACGGCUCGGAAGUCAUCCACCCCUUCACCAUGGAGCAGGCCAUCAAGAAGGCCAUCCCCAUCCGCAUCAAAAACGUCGAGAACCCCACCGGUAUGGGCACCGUCAUCUUUCCCGACGUCCCCGAGGGUCACGAUGGCGCCGAAGACAAGCUCGUCGACGGACACGUAGACCAGCCGCGUCCGCCCAUGACGCCCUCGGCUAGCAAGUCCAACUUUUCGGCGUGGGGUACGUCGGCCAAGACGGAUGCGGCGAGGCCCGUGAUGGGCGAGAGGAAGCUGCCUACGGCGGUGACGAUCAAGGACAACGUGCUGGUGCUCAACGUGCACUCGAACCGCAAGACGGUCAGCCACGGAUUCUUUGCCAAGAUCUUUGGUACGCUCGACAAGUACGGUGUGGUGGUGGAUCUGAUUUCGACGUCCGAGGUGCAUGUGUCGAUGGCCAUGGCUGCCGGCUUGCGUCCGCGUACGCUCGACAAGGUCAAGGCGGACCUGCAGAAGGUGGGCACCGUAAGUGUACUGCGCGACAUGGCUAUUCUCAGUCUGGUGGGUAAGCAUAUGCGCAACAUGGUGGGCGUUGCGGGUCGCAUGUUCACCGUGCUUGCCGAGGGCAAUGUGAACAUCGAGAUGAUCAGCCAGGGCGCGAGCGAGAUCAACAUCUCGUGUGUGCUGCACGAAAAGUUGGCGGUCAAGGCACUCAACCUGAUCCACUACUCGGUGCUCGAAGUGAGCCCCAAGCCGUCCAACUCGGAAGCAGGCGCGUUUGGAAGGUCGUUCUUCUAA